ACCCCAACAGGAGCUUUGCUUUUCUCUCUCACAAGAAGGGCCCGGAGGAAGAGCGCGUGAGCAGAGCCCAGCCAGCCCGCGGGGCUCCUUCUAGGAGGGGGUGGAUGGUUCUUCCUGCACUCGUCCCCUCCCCUGUGCGGUCCUGGUGGUCCAACCUGCCGUCGCUCCCAGCUAGUCCCGGGCUCCAGGGAGGGAGCGCGCGGCAGGCAGGAUUGAAUCGGAACCAAAAGCGAGCGGCUGGGCGGGCAGCCCCAGGGCCGGCCCUUUGCAAUCGUUCCCGCCGCCUCUCCGGCCUUCCAGAGGCAGCAGGGGUGACGGGCCCUCCUCGGAGGCGGGGGCGGGGGGGGGUGCUGGCUCAGCGCCCAAGCCUCCCGGGCCAAGGGGUGAGAGGGAAGCCCUUCCCCCACGGGAGGCUCCCUCCGUCCGCAUUAGCCUUCCCGGAGGGCGGAGGCCAAGCCGGGCCCUAUUUAGGCGGGGAGGCCAGGCCAGCCGGGCUCCAUCCCCGGACGCUCCCGGCCCCGCGCAGCCAUGGGCCUCGAGCUCUACCUGGACCUGAUCUCCCAGCCGUGCCGCGCCGUCUACCUGUUUGCCAAGGCGAAUGGGCUCCCCUUCGAGGUGCGGAGCGUAGAGCUGCUGAAGGGGCAGCACCUGCUGGAUGACUUCGCCAAAGUGAACAGCCUGAAGAGAGUGCCGGCCCUGAAGGACGGAGACUUUGCCUUGGCCGAGAGUGUGGCCAUCUUGCACUACUUGAGCCAGAAGUACAGCACCCCAGCUCACUGGUACCCUAAGGAGCUGCAGGCCCGGGCUCGGGUGGAAGAAUACCUCUCCUGGCAUGGCGACUCCAUCCGUGGCACCUUUGGCACAAUGCUGUGGAUUCGGGUGCUGGGCCCUCUCAUCGAUGUCCACAUCCCCAAGGAAAAAGCAGACAAGAAUAUGGCGGGCAUGGUCCAAGCCCUGCAGCAUCUGGAGCAGAAGUUCCUGCAGGACAAGCCCUUCCUCACAGGGGACAAGAUCUCCUUUGCAGAUCUGAUGGCUUUAGAGGAGCUGAUUCAGACUGUCUACUCUGGUUUUGAUGUCUUCGAGGGGCGGCCCAAGCUGGCUGCUUGGCGUGGGCGGGUAGAGGCCACCUUGGGGGAGAAGCUAUGCCAGGAGACCCGGGAAGCCCUCCACAAACUCUGUGCAGAGCCCAGAGCCUUCCAGGACAUCCCUUCAUUCAUGAAGGAGAGGAUGAAGCUUCGUCUUACAAGGAUUCCCUAAUGCAAGCAUCAUCUCAUUGCUCCUGUUCUGCCCUCUGAGGCCCAGGAGAACAAGUGUAAUUACUCUUCUACAAGACAGGCUCUCAAAUAUUUGAAGACAGAUUACUCAAGAAUAAUUCAACAUUUAUUAAUAGCAGCACCCACUAGCAACUGGAGGAACCAGGGAUAUUGAAAUCUAAUUCCCUUCUAAUUAAUCAGUGGUUUUGUUCUGCUAUUUUCCCAGACAUUUCUGAACAAGGCCAUGAGUACUGGGGCCAUCCUUCUUCCUCAUCAUAUUACUUCCAGAUCCUGGACCCUGAGCAUGGGACACUAGUGUCUGGUAGAUGACCUUUCUUCAUGUUUCCAUUCCACUUUCCAGCGAUUUCCAAUCUCUGUGACUCCAAAUGUGCCACCACCACUUCUCCUCAAGUGCUAGCUCCCUUUCCCCCAUGAGAAUAUAAGCUCUUUGAUGGAAGGGACUGACUUGUUUAUUUUUGUAUUCUGAGCCCUCAGACUAGUGCCUGUCCUAUUCAGUAAGGACUGAAUAAAUGCUUUUUCAUUCA
Monodelphis domestica (gray short-tailed opossum) is the source of this 1798-nucleotide messenger RNA. Its product is annotated as glutathione S-transferase theta-2-like. The record is from RefSeq and is a predicted model, not a curated record. Gene Ontology annotation, molecular function: glutathione transferase activity. Gene Ontology annotation, biological process: glutathione metabolic process. Gene Ontology annotation, cellular component: cytoplasm. Lineage: Eukaryota; Metazoa; Chordata; Mammalia; Didelphimorphia; Didelphidae.